UUUUCCGUUAAGAAUGGUGAUCGACCACCAACUAGUUUUAUAACUCUUACUGCUUAACGUGUGGUUAGUCUACAUUUGACUAUUGUUAAAUUUUGUUGAUGUUUUAGACUCUACCUAACUUAAAACGUAAAGAAUGUGAUUCCAUUCCUUUUAUAUGAAUAUAAUGUGAAAAUAUAAAUGAAAUUAUAAUUAUACAUAUAAAUCACUGUCUGGGGACAGCUUCCACUAAGUAUAAAAAGAAAAAUAUUACGUUUUUCUGUAUUUGUUAUAUCAUUAAACAUAAACAAUGCUCUUGGCUGGGUACAACAUCUCUCACAUACACCAAACAAUACAAUCUAGGAAGAAAAAUCCAAAAUCCAAUUUGCGUUGACUACAGUAACAACGGACAAGGGAAUCAAAAGACAAACCUACCUUGUUUGGAAAUCAUGAUGUAUUUUCCUUUGUUCUUGGUGAUCUUGGGGUUGGUUAUAAAGUUGAUGUGGGUGAAUAGUGUGUACCGUUGUUGUGGAAGUGACAAUGGAUGGUAGUCAGAGAGGAUGGCUUCGGCCUCGCUACAAUUCACCUAAGGUGCAAGUGGGCUUGAUAGGGCUGAUUUGCUUCUGCUGUCCAGGAAUGUUCAGUGCCCUCUCAAGCAUGGGAGGUGGCGGGCAAGUGGACCACACUGUGGCUAACAAUGCAAACACAGCCCUGUACACAGCAUUUGCAAUCUUUGGCAUAUUAGGUGGUGGAAUAUACAACAUACUGGGCCCCCAUAUGACUCUCUUCACAGGCUGUAGUACUUAUGUCCUGUAUGCAGCUUCAUUCCUGUACUACAAUCAUAAGCACAACAGUACCUUUGUAAUAAUUGCAGGGGCCCUACUGGGGGUGGGAGCAGGGAUUCUGUGGGCAGGGCAAGGUGCAAUCAUGACCUCCUAUCCUACUGAAGACAGAAAGGGGGUGUAUAUCUCCUUGUUUUGGACUGUUUUCAGCUUUGGUGGGGUGGUAGGAGGCUUCAUUCCCUUCAUUCUAAACUACUCAAGCAAUGAUGCAUCUGUGAAUGAUGGAACAUACAUAGCAUUCAUGAGCUUCAUGGCCCUUGGAACAAUUCUUACAUUGGGUCUACUGCAUCCUGAUAGGGUCAUCAGGGAUGAUGGCAGCAAGGUCACCCUUGUAAAGUAUUCUGAUGUGUGGAUCGAGGCCUGCGAGAUUAUGAAACUGUUUAAGAACAGGAAUAUGCUGCUUUUGACUCCUGCUUAUUGGGCUAGCAGCUUUUUUAUAACUUAUCAAUACAACAAUGUGAAUGGGCUGAUAUUCAAUGUGAGGAGCAGGGGCUUGAACAGUGCUUUUUAUUGGGUGGCUCAGAUUCUGGGAUCUAUAGGGAUUGGGUAUGUGUUGGACUUCAGCUGUAAGAGCAGAAGGAAAAGGGGAUUUAUUGGGGUGGGCAUUGUGGCAUUGUUGGGUACAGCAAUUUGGGGUGGAGGCCUUGCGAACCAGCUGAAAUAUGAUUCAAACAAGUCUGCACUGAAAGAUUUGGACUUCAAGAAUUCUGGUUCUGCCUAUGCAGGGCCAUUUGUACUGUAUUUCUCUUAUGGGUUACUGGAUGCCAUGUUUCAGAUCCUCUGUUAUUGGACAAUUGGAGCUCUGGCUGACGAUUCACAGACUCUAAGUAGAUACAGUGGGUUCUAUAAAGGAGUACAGAGUGCAGGAGCAGCUGUAGCAUGGCAGAUUGAUACUCAGAAGACUUCAUUGCUGGCACAGCUCCUCAUCGAUUGGGGGCUUACUAGUCUCAGCUAUCCCUUGGUUUUCUUGGUGAUUAUUUUGUCUGUGACUGAUGGUACGCCCAAGCAAGAAAUCAAGGAAGACGGGUUGGAGCAACCUGCCAGCAUCAAUUUUACAAUCGAAUCUCUUGAAAAUAGUUCUGCCACAGGCCAAUAAAUCUUAUAUUCUUUACAAUAAGUAUUCCUUGCCAUGGAGACUUUGAUAGCAGUUGAAUCCACCAUUGUUGCUAAAUGUUUUUUGGGCACGAAGAUGAUCCAUAUGUUGUAGAUAAGAUUGAAAAGUUGAUCCUGGCAGGUUGCUCCACAAUUUAAAGGAUUCGUUGUUUUCAUGCUUUCAUUUUUAGUUUGUUCCAACUAUUCAAAUAGGAAUUACAAAAUAAGCAAGUGGAGUCCACUGUAGACAUAUAGUAUUUAACAUAAAAACUAAUUUUAUGUUAGUUUAUUGGUAGGGUUUUACAAGAAUGAUGCUCAUGUGGUGCUCAUAUUUAUAGAGGAGGGAUUUUCAAUUUCUAGUUUUUUAAGGAAAGAAAAGUUCAUUGCUAGUGAAGAUAGUUGGAUGUCAAGAUAAUCUACCAUCUAUGACAUGUUAGAAUCACAUGUUUAUGUUUCUAGGUAUUGUAUCUCAAUUUGCAUUGUCAUAGUUUUUAUCUCAA
Messenger RNA from Cryptomeria japonica (Japanese cedar), 2410 nucleotides. RefSeq names its product UNC93-like protein 1. The transcript has a single exon. NCBI's taxonomy places the organism in Eukaryota, Viridiplantae, Streptophyta, Pinopsida, Cupressales, Cupressaceae. Bases 517 to 1914 code for a protein of 465 amino acids. The record is from RefSeq and is a predicted model, not a curated record.